AUGACGGAUUAUGCAUAUUUUUCGAUUGCAUUGGACGAAAGCACAGAUGUUUCAGAUAUAAGUCAACUUUUGAUUUUUGUUAGAGUUAUAUCUCCACUGUUUGAAGUGUAUGAAGAGCUAUUAGAAUUAUAUUCCUUGCAUGAAAUUACCAAAGGAAGUGAUAUAUUUAAUGCAGUAAAAAACGAAGUGUUGUGUGGAAAAAUAAUGAAGCUUGACGGAGUUAUGAAUACUGAAUUUAAAAUUACUAAUCGGAUUAGAGYAGACAACSRUAAUUUUAACCACAGUAAUUUUAUUACAUAUCUGGAAGAACUUGAUUGUGGGUAUGGUGAUUUACUAUUACACACGAAUGUACGCUGGUUAAGUUGUGGAAAUUGGCURCUCCAGACUUGCAAAAUAAAAAUGCAAAAAAAAGAGUUUGUGGAAUUACCAGGAGCUGAAAUGGGAAAAGUUGUUGUUAGAUUUCCUCCAGAAGCAAGUGGAUAUUUGCAUAUUGGACAUGCCAAAGCUGCUCUAUUAAAUCAGCACUAUCAAUUGGCUUUUAAUGGCCGUCUUAUAAUGCGUUUUGAUGAUACCAAUCCAGCAAAGGAGAAGGAAGAUUUUGAGAAGGUUAUAUUAGAAGACGUGGACAUGUUGAAAAUAAAGCCUGAUACUUUUACUUAUACUUCUGAUUAUUUUGAUAAAAUGUUAGAUUUAUGUGAGAAUGGGAUGUUAAAAGAAGGAUUAGCUUAUGUGGAUGACACGGAUGGAGAUAAAAUACGUUUGGAGCGUGAACAAAGGAUAGAAUCAAUAAAUCGAAAUAACUGUAAGCCUUAUAAUUUAUAUCUUUUUAAAAAUAUAAAAAUUAAAAAAAACUCAAAUACUCAAUCAUUAACUACCUUACAGAGUUUUGAAUUAAAAAACCAAAAUGAUAAUAAAAUAGAGAGAAUUUAUGCAGUCUCUGACCUUGAAAACACAGAUUUCAAAUCUACAGUGAAAGUUACGUGGCUACCAAAAACUGAUUAUUCAGAUUCUGACCAAGUUUUGCCUAUUCUGAUACCAGUCGUUUGUGUUUAUUUUGAUCAUUUAAUAAGUAAAGCAGUAUUAGCCAAAGAUGAAGAUUUCAAGCAAUACUUAAAUAUAGAAAAUAGUCGUUGGGAACUACAAAUGUUAGGUGAUUCAGAAUUGAAAGACUUAAAAAAAGGUGAAGUGAUUCAGUUGCAACGUAGAGGCUAUUUUAUUUGUGAUUCAACGUACCAGCCAUACAGCAUACAUACUGGGAAGGAAACACCAAUAGUGUUGUUUAACAUUCCUGAUGGUCACACAAAAACAGUUAAUCCAAUAACCACUGUUCCUUUAACAAUCGCCACAAAUAAUAUCAAGAAAAAUACAAACACAAAUGUCAAUAAUUUAAUCAAUCAGAUAAUCGCUCAAGCUAAUAAAGUACAAAAUAUGAAGAACGAGUUAGAAAAAGCUGAGAAAGAGUUGCUUACAUUGAAAGCAGAAUAUAAAACUAUUGAUAAAAAAUCGAAGAAGAAAGAUAAUAUUGCUGUGACCACAUCUAUAAAGUCUGAUAGCACCAACACCAAAAAAGUAACAAAAUUAGGGUUGGAAGUACCAAAGGUAUCGGAAAAUCUUGGAGAAUGGUAUUCUCAAGUGUUGGUUAAAGGCGAAAUGAUUGAAUAUUAUGAUGUUAGUGGAUGUUAUGUGCUCAGGCCUUGGGCUUACAGAAUAUGGGAAUUAAUACAAGAGUGGUUUGAUGCACGGAUUAAAAGAAAGCCUCUUAAUGUGCGGAAUUGUUAUUUCCCAAUGUUUGUAUCACAAGGAGCAUUAGAAAGAGAGAAAGAACAUAUUGCAGAUUUUGCACCAGAGGUAGCUUGGGUUACCAAAUCUGGUGAAACGGAUUUAGCUGAACCUAUUGCUAUAAGGCCAACUAGUGAAACUGGGAUGUACCCGGCUUUUGCGAAAUGGAUUCAGUCUUACAGAGAUUUGCCGUUGAAGCUCAAUCAAUGGAACAGCGUUGUGAGGUGGGAAUUCAAACACCCUCAACCUUUCUUGAGAACCAGAGAGUUUUUGUGGCAAGAAGGUCAUAAUGCAUAUGCAACUAGAGAAGAAGCAGAACGUGAUGUAUUAAUAAUAUUAGGUUAUUAUGAGUAUGUUUACAAGAAUAUGAUGGCAGUACCUGUAAUUAAAGGUAAAAAAACUGAAAAAGAAAAAUUUGCUGGAGGAGAAUUCACUACUACUUGUGAAGCAUAUGUAGCAUCCAGUGGUCGAGCAAUUCAAGGUGCCACUUCACAUUAUCUGGGUACCAAUUUUGCUAAAAUGUUUGAUGUUCAUUUUGAACAUCCAGACACGCAUGAGAAAUCAUUUGUUCAUCAGAUUUCGUUUGGUAUGACAACUAGAACUAUUGGUGUUAUGGUAAUGGUUCAUGGUGAUGACCGUGGGCUUGUUUUACCUCCACGMAUUGCAUCUAUUCAAGUAAUUAUAGUACCAUGUGGUGUGGGUGUUAGUACAGCAAAUGAAGUCAGAGAUAAUUUGAUUAGAACUUGCUUAGAUGUAUGUAACCGAUUAAAAGGAGACAUUGUGUUAGACAAUGAUGAUGAAAAUGACAAUAGCGUUAUUCAAAAUCGUAAUUCUAACUUAAUGAUAAGAGCGGAUACCGAUUUGCGAGAUAAUUAUUCACCUGGUUGGAAAUUCAACCACUGGGAGUUGAAG
Diuraphis noxia (Russian wheat aphid) is the source of this 2691-nucleotide messenger RNA. RefSeq names its product bifunctional glutamate/proline--tRNA ligase-like. The record is from RefSeq and is a predicted model, not a curated record. NCBI's taxonomy places the organism in Eukaryota, Metazoa, Arthropoda, Insecta, Hemiptera, Aphididae. Gene Ontology annotation, molecular function: glutamate-tRNA ligase activity; proline-tRNA ligase activity; ATP binding. Gene Ontology annotation, biological process: translation; prolyl-tRNA aminoacylation; glutamyl-tRNA aminoacylation. Gene Ontology annotation, cellular component: cytoplasm; aminoacyl-tRNA synthetase multienzyme complex.